This is a messenger RNA of Lasiosphaeria miniovina, 1678 nucleotides long. RefSeq lists its product as uncharacterized. The record is from RefSeq and is a predicted model, not a curated record. Lineage: Eukaryota; Fungi; Ascomycota; Sordariomycetes; Sordariales; Lasiosphaeriaceae. The transcript has a single exon. Bases 321 to 1643 code for a protein of 440 amino acids. Gene Ontology annotation, molecular function: oxidoreductase activity.
UGUAUGUGUAUUCAACGUCAUGGCUCUCGUGGAGCCGAAGUCUUAGACGCCCCUGAGCACAACUACCUAGCUGCAAAGCAAUUACUCGCCUUUAUACCGCGGUUAAGCGAUGCCUAGUGAGCAUCUCUGCGAGGUAUAUAAAGGCUCACGGUUCUCUUCAAAACUCCAAUGCACAUACCGCAUUGUAACAAUAAGUACAGCGUUCAAGACCUGGUAAUAUUUGCUUACCUUGCCUCGUUACACUCUCCAUAUCACGGCUUUUCUCUCGGUCGUUCCGUUCAUAAGCUCGACCUACGCCAAUCACGAAACAGGAUUCAGCAAUGGCCUCCACCUCCAAUAAGUCAUCCUCGGGUGCCCCGGAGCCGUACUACUCGCAAGGUCUACGGGCUCGUUUCCAGAUUGAUGGAGUCCGAGCCGAGCAGGCCAAGGUCGCAGCAGCAGCGAGCGGCAGCGGAACGGCGUUUGCUGAUAUUGGCUACGAAGUCGACGAGGCCAAGUACCGUGCCCGUGCCGAGGCCCGAGUCAAGGCAGGCGGCCUACCUACAUCGGUGCCGGCGGGGUGGCCAACGGAGCUGAAGGGCCCCCUCGUGUGGACCUCGGACAGCUUCAAGCAAGACGAGACCGAGUAUGUGUACAACCUCACGGCCGAUGACAAGUCCGAGCUUCUCAAGGCGCUGGAAUCGUUCAAGGCACUCGGGCUUGAUGGCCAGAAGGUGACCAAGGCCGUGUUUCCGCUCCCCAACCUUGGAAAGCGCCUCGACGCCAUCUGCCACGACAUCUACGACGGCAAGGGCUUCGCGGUAGUCCGUGGGCUCAAUCCAGACGACUACGACGUGGCCGACCUGACCAUCGUUUAUCUUGGCAUCUCUAGCUACGUGGCUGGGCGGCGGGGCCGCCAGGACCAGCGUGGCUCGAUGCUCAUCCAUGUCAUCAAACGCGGCGGCGAGUCGGAAGACGAGGACGGCGACUUUGAUGUCCAAUACUCGGAGGACAAGCCGUUCCACACCGACACGGUGACCGACACGCUCUGCUUGUUCACCCAAGAGCUGGCGUCGUCUGGAGGACUCAGCGUGCUGGCGUCAGCCUGGACCGUCUACAAUGAGCUGGCAGCCACACGGCCCGACCUGAUUCACACUCUCGCCGCUCCAGACUGGCCCUUCGAUACCUACGGCCGCGAGCCGCCUUAUUACCGCCGUGCGUUGCAGUACUUUUACGAGGGCAAGCUCAUCACUUCCUUUUCGCGCCGGCUCCUCGUCGGACACGCGCCCUUCCAGCCGCGGUCCGCUGGCGUGCCAGGCCUCACCGAGGCCCAGGCCGAGGCCCUCGACGCCGUGCACUUCAUUGCCCGGAAGCACGAGAUUAAGCCCCGCAUGGAGCGCGGCGACAUUCGCUUCAUCAACAACAUGGCCCUGCUGCACCGCCGCGAGGCCUUUGAGAACCACCCUGGCAGCUCCGCCCGCCAUCUCGUUCGCAUCUGGCUUCACAACGAUGAGGGCGCCUGCUGGGCCCUCCCUACCCCGCUCCGUCUAGCCUGGGCGAGAAUUUUCGAUGAUGACGAGGGCCGUGAUGAGCACUGGGAUGUUGAGCCCAUCCGGAACCCGGACAAUGGUCGCAUCAUGCGUGUUGGAGGUUCGUGCGACUGAGACGGUGAAGCCAUCGUGCACUUUUCGCUUGAUAU